Molecule: messenger RNA, 1642 nt
Organism: Portunus trituberculatus (swimming crab)
Lineage: Eukaryota; Metazoa; Arthropoda; Malacostraca; Decapoda; Portunidae
Exons: 4
Coding region: 1-1593 (530 amino acids)
Source: RefSeq, a predicted model, not a curated record
AUGCUUCAUAAUACUUUACUCUCAAAACUAGAUGACCUGUACAAGCUGCGCCAAGCAAUACUAGACGCCGCCACCACCACCACCACCACCACCACCACCACCAAGCCCUCGCCCCUAGGCUGGUCAUCUCGAGGGGAAGGCAACUCAGCUUUCCAGGGACUUCUAAGCUUAACAGAGAACGUGGACCAGCUUCAUCUUGACCUGUCUGAGACUAAGGCUGCUGAGGACCGGGCCUGGAAGAACUGGGAGGACAAUAGCACUUCUCAGUCAGAUAUUUGGACUUCACGUAGUACACAAAGGUCACCUGAGAGCCCAGACAUUUGGACUUCACAGGGUACACAAUGGUCACUUCAGAAUUCAGACAUUUCGACUUCACGCGGUACACAAAGGUCUCCUCAGAUUUCAGCGGUCAAGAAUGAGGGUUACGAGGACCACUGGGUGAGGGUGAAGGGGAUUUACGAGAACAUGAGGUCCAUCCUGCAGCAAAUGUACCCCAUGGAAGGCAACGACCCCACUCCAGGACUUCCACUGCUGGACCGAUUCAUAUCCUUUGGUAACCACGUAUAUUUCCUCAAGAAUGUGGUCAGCUCCUUCGAUUCUGACCUCCUGGAGUACCUUUCAGCCAAGUGGAGUGAGGUCAAGGCGUCCCUCAUGCCCACACACCCACUCCUGCAAGCUGUGUUAUCCUCCAGCGUGAGGGAUUUUGGGUGGGGUAUCCUAAUGGCGUUGCUGCGGCAGUUCGGCGGGAUCCUUCAGCAGCAGGCCUUCACACACAUCAGGGAGAUUGAGUUUGUGGUGGAGCUGAUGAUGUCCUCUGGGUUUAAGGACGAGGAAGUACGUGAAGUCUUUCUCCUCCUAGGGCUUCCUACGGCUGUCAUUGAUGAUGGUGUUGAGGCGAGGCAAAUGGCUGGCUACGGCGCUUACACACUCGACAAAUCAGGAGGGUACGGUCACUCUGGAGGUUACGGCGGUGGUGGAUACAGCGGCGGUGGAUACGGUGGCUAUGGACAUGUGCAGAGUUUCGAUCCCUUUGUUCUCCUCGCUGGUUUGGCAUUCGCUACCUUUCUGGCGUAUUUGAUCUACCGUUUGCUGUCUACAACUACUGCUAAUGGGAGGGCCUUAUCUGGAACCAUCCUGACCCUUGAUAUGUCUGAUGUCCCUGUUGGCAUGGGGAACCUGUACUCGUGGCUGGAGGAGGCGAAGGGGCGGUAUGAAGGUGCUGGAAAGAGCGUCCAGCACGAGGGGAGCCACCUGAGCUGGGCCGCGAACCACCUGUGGGAGAGCUACAAGGUGGACAGACUCUCCCGGGGGUGCGUCAGGAAGUUCUUAUGUGACUACCUGACCACCAACCAAGAAACUGCAACUUCAGCCUCCGUGGAACAUCUUGCCUUAACCAGCCUGGCCCAGCUGUUUGGCGAGGAGAACACACCAGCUUUCCUUGACCGUCUCUCCUCUGACAUACUUGAAGGAAAGGACGUGGAAUGUGAUGUGUUGGCGCCCCACUGUGACGAGGAGGCUUACAAGAUGACAACACAACCACCUACUGCCUCGGACGGACUGCAGAAGGCGACGAAGGAAGUGGUGGAAGAGUAGUGUGUGUGUGUGUGUGUGUGUGUGUGUGUGUGUGUGUGUGUGUGUGUGU